UUCUUUUGUAUUCCCUGUUCUAAACCCUAGCCUCCCCUUCCUCUUCUACAUUAGUCAUCGCAACCAUCACUAAAUAAGAUUAAGAUCUCGAUCAACCAUUACAGGUAUGUUCUUGAUCUUCGGGUCCGUAUUUUCAUUCUUGGAUAUCCAGCUUUUUACUCGAUCUUAUAAACAAAUAGACGCACACAUCAAAAACCCUAAAAGCUCCCACGUUCUUCUUGAAUCGCCUGACAAAGGAUUCCAAAAUCAAACCGAUUCACUUCCAGGUAUGUCGAUUCUGUAGAUAUUGAUUCUAUACUUCACAUUUGUUUAUGGUUUGAUUUGGGGGUUUUAGGGUUUUGUUACUUUAGGCUUAUUUUUUAUUUGGUGCUUUAAUUUGCGUUGUUUUUUUUUAUUAUUUAUGUUCUUGCUUUUUUGUUAUCGAGUGUUUGAUUCUGGGGAAAAGAACAUCAGAUUCAUAUUUGAUCAUGGUUUUUUUAAUCAUAUUCUCAGUUUCGACCCACUAAAGGAUCGUAUACGUUUGCAAUUCGUGUAUUUGAUUAUUUGAGUUCAGAAUAAUACAUUCCAGCAGUUAUUUUUUUGUCGAGCAUUAAUAAUCACCGAUUCAUUGCUAUUGGUUGCCAAAGUUUUAUACAAUUUCAUAGAAUAUAGAAUACUACGAGAAGGCUUGGAUGAUUAGAUAAUGGAGAGCCUUCUGUUGGUCCUAUUUACCCAAUCUUCUUGCAAAAAGAUGGGUUCCCACCAUUUGAUUCUGAUCUAAAAACCACCUGGGAUGUCUUUAGGAAUUCAGUUGAAAAGUAUCCACACAACAAGAUGCUGGGAUGGAGAGAGUUUGUUGAUGGAAAAUGGGGGCCAUAUUUGUGGAAGAGUUACAAGACUGUGUAUGAGUAGGUUUUGAAUGCUGCUGCAGCCUUGUGGUCUUCAGGAAUUGGACCUGGCUGUAAAGUGGGAAUCUAUGGAGCAAACUGCCCUCAAUGGAUUGUGGCAAUGGAGGUUGUUACCAAGUCAUCAAAUGUAUACCCAAAGACGCCGAAGCACCACCAUUUGGAGUUGAUGACAUGACAAAGCUGGCUUAUUUGCAUGAACCAGGGGUUUUAAAUAAUAUGAGAUCCAGAUACGAUAUUAACGAGAUUUAUACUUACACAGGGAGUAUAUUAAUAGCCGUAAAUCCUUUCACAAGAUUGGCACAUUUGUGUAAUAGCCAUAUGAUGGCACAAUACAAAGAGGCAGCAUUUGGGGAAUUGAGCCCUUAUCCUUUUGCAGUUGCAGAUGCAGUAUACAGAGUUAUGAUCAACGAAGAUAUAAGUCAGUCAAUUUUGGUUAGUGGAGAAAGCGGGGCUGGUAAAACUGGAAGCACAAACCAGCUGAUGCGUUAUCUUGCUUACAUGGGAGGUAGAGCUUCUACUGACGGAAGUAGUGUUGAACAUAAAGUUCUAGAGGUAAACUACAAGAAGCUUAUACAGUUGCUGGUGGGAUAGCAGAACAUGCGUUUCUUCGAUUAAAACAAUUCAUUCUUACGUUGGAGAGAAAAAAUGGUGAGUCAGUUUUCAGAUGCGUUAAUACCAACUUUAGCUCUAGGUAUUACACAAGGUUUGUUAAAAGGAAUGCUUUUUGGUAGCAUCGAAAUUAUAUUUUCUAUUUUCGCUCUUAUGAGCUGGUAUAGGAGCAUCUUGGUCAUCAAAAAAGGAAUCAAAGGGAGGACACUAAUACCGUGAAGGUGAAUGACGCAUAACUUAGCACCAUGAAGACCCUAUAACAGUGAGUUUGCUUCUUCUAGCGUAGCUAUAUGAUUUUGAUUCUAUGUUAAUUUCAUUUCAUUAUGAGUAACAACUUAAACCGAAAUAUGUAUAUACAUUUGAGGCUUAAAACAUGAGUGUUUGAUACAAUCUCUUAUAUUGUUAUGUAAAUUGAUUCAGUCUCUUUCUAA
Molecule: messenger RNA, 1927 nt
Organism: Helianthus annuus (common sunflower)
Lineage: Eukaryota; Viridiplantae; Streptophyta; Magnoliopsida; Asterales; Asteraceae
Product: myosin-6
Exons: 10
Coding region: 975-1478 (167 amino acids)
Biological process (GO): actin filament organization; vesicle transport along actin filament
Cellular component (GO): actin cytoskeleton; myosin complex; cytoplasm
Molecular function (GO): actin filament binding; ATP binding; microfilament motor activity
Source: RefSeq, a predicted model, not a curated record